UGACCGCCAUUAAAUGUGUUCUGUAAACGUUUUAUUUUUAAGAUCAGGAUGGUUUAAAUCCUCUGUGAUCCAACAUAGUGAAUAGGAACCUGUAUUUCUUUAGGCAUAGUUGUCGUCAGCCAUAGAGUAAAAAAGCCACAAGAGGGCGUGUUGGUGCAAUGGGAUGUCAAAAGUUUUUCAAAAGUGGACACUGCCCCGGGAAACUGGAGACUGUAGAAUGAGGUAAGGACAUAAGUAAUUAGGGACAGCCUCGGCGUGUAUAAACGUCACUUGCAGCGUUCAUGCUUUCACUGCACUUUGCAAGUACGGAAAUAACUUAUGAAGUCGCGCUCAAGAGUGCAUUGCUCUGUCCACCGUCCGGCUUCUCAUCUGUUGACUUCAGCAUCGUCUCCGAGUCCGUUCUGUCAUUGAGCCACACCGUUGACAGAGAAAACAUGUUCUAAUGACUGCACUCGGAAAAUAGACGUGACAAACAGGAAUAGAAUCUAUGCAUGUAAAUGAACAUCUAGGCUGUUCUCGUGCAAAUUUCUUAAACUCACACUGAACUACCUACAGUAUGGAGAAUAAGGCCAUGUACUUGAGUACCUAUCAGGACCGGGACAACGGCUCCUUCUACGAGGAGGCCUACGAUGGACACAACCUCUCCAAACUCAACCUAUGCGAAGAGUCCUGCUCUUCUAAGAGAAGAAAGGGAGAUAGCUGCUGUGGCCACCUCAACUCCCUGUCUGCCAUCAAAUAUGCCAUUGUUUCAUUGUACAUCCUGGUUCUCUUGAGCAUUCUUGGGCUGUGCAUAGCAGUGUCCAGGUCUCAAGUGUCGUCAGAGAAGCAGGAGGCCCUGAUGGAGAACAUGACCAGGUUGGGCGACCGCUCCCGUGACCUCCAGGAGUCCUUGGGCCAGCUUUCCUCGCAGAGUGACCUGCUGGAGAACAUCUGGAAGCUGGAGAACCUCUUCCAGAACCACACAGAGGCCCUGCAGCAGCUGAAUCUGGUUUUGCGGGGCCUGGAGCAGGACGUACGGGGCCUGCAGGACCACUCGCUUCAGAUGGACGACUCCGUGGAGCACCUCGGGCACCGGCUGGAGGGCCUGGGCUCGUCGGGCCCAAGGAACGGCAGCAGCAGCCUGGACGUUCAGCUGGCCCACGCCACCAGCUCCCUGCAGGCCCAGGACACCCUGCUGCGGGAGACAUCGCUGAGGGUGGACCGGCUGCGGGAGCGUGUGGAGGACGUGGGGUGGAUGGUGGGCGCGGUGAACCACACGUUCUCCGGCGAGGUGAGCGUCCAUCGCGCCAAGAUCCAUGACCUGCAGGUGCAGAUCAGCAACGUGACCCACGACACGCUGACCAUGAAGGUCAUGCAGGAGCACCUGGAAGAGCAGCUGAGGAACGAGAUUGAGAUCCUCAACGUCAUCACCGAGGACCUGAGGCUCAAGGACUGGGAGCAGUCGGUCGCCCUCAAGAACCUCACAUACAUAGAAGGACCUCCGGGACCAAAAGGGGAGAAGGGUGACGAUGGCACCCUGGGCCCAGUGGGUCCGCCUGGCCUGAGUGGAUUGAGAGGCGUUGCGGGAGAAAAGGGCAUCCAGGGUCUCCGGGGCCUGAAGGGAGCCAGCGGCCUGGACGGCGUCGACGGGCAGAAAGGGGAGACGGGGCCUGAAGGGCCUAAAGGUCAAAGGGGAGAGAGGGGGCCAAAGGGAGACAAGGGGGAGAGAGGCGACAGAGGAGGAGAGAAGACAGUGGAGCCAACACUGGUGAGGCUGGUGAAUGGAUCGGAUUCUCACGAGGGCCGGGUGGAGGUGUUUCACGAGGGGCGCUGGGGCACCGUGUGUGAUGAUGUCUGGGACAAGAAGGACGGGGACGUGGUGUGCAGGAUGAUGGGCUUCAGGGGAGCCAAAGAGAUCCACAAGACCGGCCGCUUUGGCCAGGGCAGCGGUCUGAUCUGGAUGGACGACGUGGCUUGCGUGGGCACUGAGGACACCAUUCACCAGUGCAAGUUCUCCGGCUGGGGCAGGACCAACUGUGGCCAUGUGGAAGAUGCAGGGGUGACGUGUAACACCUAAGAGCAUCCCCCCCCGCCUUCCCCAACCACCACCACUCAUUUCGCCUUGCUCCCCCCCUCCUACGUUUUUGGAAAGGCCAGAAUGAACUAACUUGUUAUGUGGCGAGAGCGUGACUUGACAGCCUGGGCGAGGUGCAUCAAAGCCGCCGCACUUCCUGGUCCGCGCCGCGCAAAUCGAUUUGACAGUUUCGAGAAAACAUGCCUCGCCUGGGGGCCCCGGCGGGGGCCUCUGGGUCAGCUAUUGUCUUUGUAGAGUUGGUGUCACCAUUGGCUGGCGCUACCAAAAAAAAAACCUGAAUCUCUUGCCAAGAAGAUCCGACCAAAAUAAUGGCCAGUAACAUACAGUGACCUGUUUGGGGCUAGAAGCAAAAGGUACAAAGGGAAAAGAGUGGGAACAAGUGUCGUGCAUGUCUAAUGGAUGUGGGCUUCAGAGAGCAGAUUCAAUAGUGUGUGUGUGUGUGUGUGUGUGUGUACGUGUGUCUGUGUGUGUGUGUGUGUGUAUGUGUGUGUGUGUGUGU
Clupea harengus (Atlantic herring) is the source of this 2573-nucleotide messenger RNA. RefSeq names its product scavenger receptor class A, member 5 (putative) (gene scara5). Gene Ontology annotation, biological process: iron ion transmembrane transport; zymogen activation. The record is from RefSeq and is a predicted model, not a curated record. NCBI's taxonomy places the organism in Eukaryota, Metazoa, Chordata, Actinopteri, Clupeiformes, Clupeidae. Gene Ontology annotation, cellular component: plasma membrane. Gene Ontology annotation, molecular function: serine-type endopeptidase activity; ferritin receptor activity.